UUUGCUUUUGAAAUAUGGACAAGAACGUGUUAGAAGGGCGAUAUCUGGCAACGGUUAAGGUCCGUGAGCAAUAGCUGUGAAACCUCAACGCAUGGCAUGCAGAGGGUGGCAAGUAGUGGUACAGCAUGCUUGACAGCCCCAGGCAGCGAUUGUACGACAAGAUCGACGUCCGACACACUCCAUACCACGUACUCGGUCUAAAGAGUGGAUCGUGAAGUUGAGGCCGAUGUUUUGCCAGGACAACUACCUACAUAUUUGGCCUGGCGGUGGGCGUUACCAAUGGCGACGGAGUGGCACUGUGGCACCUCUGCGAGCCGCAAGUCGUACGACGGGCGUUCUUUAGCAGUUUGUAGCCUCUGCAGAAUAGCACAGCAGGGGAGUCUAGGUGUGGUACUAGAAUUCGUAGUGGCGCACGCCCUGCGGCAAAGGAGCUGGCGGGUGGUUCCUUGGUUGCGUAAGAAAAGGGGUCUCUGCCGGAGGCUGGGGCUGGCAGCUGGCCAUCAGCCACGCGAGAGGGCAGAUCUCCCUACAACGGUGCGCGCUGGAGGGGAUUGCAGCGUUUCGACGGCGAGUGUCCGGCACAGGGCAGCUGAAGCCAGACCACUCGAGCUGGAUGGCGUGCCAUACAGAGGUACCAAAGCAGACAUGCUCUCGGACAGGCCGCCGACGUCCAACAGCACCAUCAGAUGCCAACACCAGGGGCAGCUGCAGCGUGUCACUGUGCUAAGCAGGGAGCCUGCGUUCGCGGUCGCCUCAAAAUGUGGAGGCUGGGAUGGCCGUUGAUGAAACACGCCUCUAAGCCGCAGCGGGAUAGCGGAUCGGAGGAGUUGUCACGCGAGGCAUCGUGGGAUUUGCCGCGAUUCAUGGCGCGAUAGAACGACUCGCAAAGUUACGUUCGCGGUGCUGCU
This is a messenger RNA of Mytilinidion resinicola, 908 nucleotides long. RefSeq lists its product as uncharacterized. The record is from RefSeq and is a predicted model, not a curated record. The transcript has a single exon. The coding region runs from base 280 to 783 and encodes 167 amino acids. NCBI's taxonomy places the organism in Eukaryota, Fungi, Ascomycota, Dothideomycetes, Mytilinidiales, Mytilinidiaceae.